Messenger RNA from Frieseomelitta varia, 2733 nucleotides. RefSeq lists its product as uncharacterized. The record is from RefSeq and is a predicted model, not a curated record. The transcript has 14 exons. Gene Ontology annotation, molecular function: serine-type endopeptidase inhibitor activity. Bases 197 to 2683 code for a protein of 828 amino acids. NCBI's taxonomy places the organism in Eukaryota, Metazoa, Arthropoda, Insecta, Hymenoptera, Apidae.
UGUAUGGAUGGACGGACGAAUGGAGAGAUAAGUCGACAGACCGGUUUUCAUAGUCGGAUGAGAUCAGCUUUAUCAUAAAUCAUUAUACUAACUAUUUAGCAAAUUGUGCAAAGUUAUUUGUGUAGAUCAAACAAUCGAAUACAGACUCGGCACGCCGUUUCUUUUUACAUCCUGAAUCUAACGUAUUUCGAUAACCAUGAAAAACAUCGUUGGAAUAAUGGGUUACUUGGCGGUUACGUACAUUGUAAUCCUUGCUAUAAAACACUGUAAAUCAGAGUUGAAAACAUUUCCAUCUCUGAUGAAAACGAACGGAACUGCUAAUCCCAUUGUUAACCACAACGAAGAUGUAUUUGUACCUUAUCAAGGAGAAGCCUUUAGCGUGUUUGAUUGGACACUUUUUAGAACUAUGAGCAAAAAUUCUACUGAAAACAUACUGGUCUCGCCGAUAUCUUUAAAACUCGUAUUGGUAUUAUUGUAUGAAGGAGCUGAAGACCAAAGUGCAUACGAAAUCGCUGGCGCGAUACAUUUACCUGCUACGCAAAGUACUGUACAGAAAAGAUUCUCCACUAUUUUGCACUCGCUUCAGACCAAUCCUCCGGCGUAUACUUUGAACAUUGGAACUCGAAUUUACAUUGAUUCGAACAUUUCCAUUAGACAAAAAUAUAAGGCCACUGUAAAACACUAUUACAACACAGACGUAAUUUCCGCGAACUUCACUGAUGCGCAGCCACUCGUACAAGCGAUUAAUAGCUGGGUCAGCAAUAUUACCGAUGCAAAUAUCGAUCGAAUGAUAGAGGAUGAAAACAGCGUGAAGAGUUCCUUGAUGUUGAUCAUGAAUACGCUUUUCUUCAAAGGAUCUUGGCGCCGGCAAUAUUUCCUUCCAGAAAAUAUACAAACGAGCAAAUUUUAUACGAUUAACAAUCAAACUGUAAAUGCAUCUUUUAUGCGUGCACUUGGUCGAUUUUAUUAUGUCGAAUCACUUGAGUUGAACGCAAAAAUUCUACGAAUUCCAUAUAACGGAAACAAGUUCGCUUUGUACCUGCUUUUACCACAAACGUUGAAUGGAAUAGAACAUCUUAUCAAUGAAGUCAAUCCUUUCGUGUUGACACGAUGCGUAUGGCAAAUGCAAGAUUUGCCCGUUGAUGUCUCUAUUCCUAAGUUUAAAUUUGAAUUUUCCAGUCACUUGGAACCUAUUUUACGCAAGCUUGGUAUUAACGAUAUUUUUGAUGAUACCGCGACAUUAACGGGCAUAGCUCAAACCAAACGAACUUCGGAACACCUUAAAGUUACGGAUAUUUUGCAAAAGGCUGGAAUCGAAGUAAAUGAAAACGGAACUGCGGCCUAUGUGGCUACUGAAAUUGAAAUUGGGAAUAAAAACGAGGAGGAAGUUUUCCAUGCUGAUCAUCCAUUUGUAUUCUACAUCGAAGACGAGUCUACAGGAACGAUUAUUUAUAUCGGCAAAAUGAUGAAUCCUCUUGAUACAGCCAAAAAAAUGUCUAGUAUGAAUCAACAAUCACCACCUACUACGUUUAGUCCAGACUUGAUCUUCCAAACAAAGUUAAAUAUCAAAAAUCGAAAUAACUUUUUCAAUACAUACUUUUCACAGGCUUUGAUCAAAAAAUACAAAAAUGGAAAUCUGAUAGCAGCACCUGCGAGUAUUCAAGUACUUUUAACAAUGUUAAUGGAAGGUGCGAAUGGUAAUACGAGAUCAGAAAUAAUUUCAGUGUUAAGAUUACCGGAAGAUCAGUCAUAUAGAGAAAGACUUAUGCAAUAUAUUCUUACAUCUUUAAACAAAAAUGAAAACGGUACAGAAGUUGAUUUGAAUACACGAUUAUGGGUAGACAAAACCGUACGCAUACUAGAUACUUAUAAAAACAUUCUGCGAUCAAGUUUUCAGGGAGAUGUAGAAACUGUAAAUUUCGCGGAAAAGCAAAGUGCCGCGCAUCACAUCAACGAAUGGGUUCGUCGUGUAACACGCAAUGCCAUUUCUUCCGCUUCAUUGUUAAAUGAUGUUCCACCUGAUACGCAUCUCAUGUUGACUUCAGUCAUCUAUUUUAAAGGGCGUUGGUUAAAAUCAUUCGAUACAGCGAAGACGAAAUUGCAAUGUUUCUAUAUUCCUAAUGGAGAAUGCCGAAAAACAUACUUUAUGAAACACGAAUCCUUCUACCGAUAUGCUUAUAUAGCCUCCAUUGAAGCACAUGUUGUAGAAAUUCCAUACUCGGAUGGUAAAACAUCGAUGUUAACGUUGAUGCCAAACUCUAGAGAAAAGGAUCUAUAUCUCCGAAUAUUAUCCGAAGAUUUAGUUACCAUCCCAGUUUCUGUGAUCUUAGCGAAUUUAAGAUUGCAAGAUAUUACUGUUCAUCUUCCGAAAUUCAACAUUGAGAAUAAUCUUGAUUUAAUACCUACGCUACAAUACUUGGGUAUUGAAGAUAUAUUUCAACCUAAUACGAAUUUGACUAAAUUAAUCUCCAACAGUUCGAUACAUGUGACCAGCAUUUUGCAAAACAUCAAGUUGGAAAUAGAUGAAGAAGGAACGCUAGCUGCAGCCGAUACAGAAAUUACAGUCGGAUUCCUUUCAUCGUUCGGUAACGACAUCAAAAUGGACAGACCAUUUUUAUUUAUGAUCAUCGAUACUGUUUUAAAUAUGACUUUGUUUUCCGGUCGCUUUGUUGAACCUAUUUAAACAAUGAUUAUGUUACAUUAUGCAAUUAAAAAUUAUACAUGAAAACCUUA